UCUAUGAUGUUUUGUGUGCACUGCACAGUGGCUUAUCGAUCCUUCAUUUUUUAAUUGUAGUCCACAUAUCUCGCUUCAAUCUCUUAUUUGGCCCACAAUAUUGUGGAAGAGCGUGUACUAUCCCGAUCGAGCUCGUGAAUUUGACUCCAAUAUGCUGAUCCGCGUGGACUAGGCGAUAUCGAGGAGCUUGAUAACAUGAUGGUACCACCCAGGCACUAGCAACACUAGGGUGGAGAUGAUCGCCAGCACCAUGAAUUGUUCGCUAUGCCCGUCUUGGUGAUGGCGCGGAAGCGGGGCUCUUCCCGCCUGCCAACAUUUGAACACCCUCUGCACUCAACCAUCCCAACUUCUCUCUCUCCAACAGUUCUCGGUUUCCAUCUUCCCUCAAAUCAUCAUCUCAUCUCGAUUUUGGACGCCACAACCUAUUCGAAACCGCCUCUUCACAAACUCCAUACCACUAUCUCGGUCAACAAGUAUGACGACAUCUGA
Messenger RNA from Periconia digitata, 489 nucleotides. The record is from the annotation of a GenBank genome assembly. Lineage: Eukaryota; Fungi; Ascomycota; Dothideomycetes; Pleosporales; Periconiaceae.